Molecule: messenger RNA, 1065 nt
Organism: Triticum dicoccoides
Lineage: Eukaryota; Viridiplantae; Streptophyta; Magnoliopsida; Poales; Poaceae
Exons: 3
Coding region: 219-599 (126 amino acids)
Source: RefSeq, a predicted model, not a curated record
CUACAAGAGUUAGAAAAGGAAUUUGCUUGCCAAUUAAUUUUAAAGGUAAUCAGCUGAACUUAAUCUUAACAGCACAACCAAUCAUCUGCUUUGCCACAGCUUGGUUGACCUAACAUCCCUAUUUAAAACUGCACCCACCACUACCCCACUAAUGGCCAUUUACAUGACAUGUGCUCCAUGAUCAGUAGUUGUGUGGUUCCACUCCUCAAAGCUCAGCCAUGGCUGCCUUGAGGUGCUACUCUUCUACUGCUGCAAUCAUAGUCCCAAGGAGGAAGAUUUGUGCAAGAGCUUCCAUGGAUGGCUGCUCCAGUUCCGAAUCCAGGCGACGAGCUUCUAGUUCGGUCAGCUUCACCUGCAAGGUGAACAAGGUUUAUGAGGACAAAAACAUGGGCAUCCUCUGUUACACUGAUGAGACUGGUGAAUUGCUGUGCGAGGGCUUGGAUGAAGGCCCGAGACUAACGAGGCAAGAUAUUGAGAAAUUGACCCAAGAGAGAGAAUCGAAGAACACGGCAGAAGAUUGGCGGGAGAGAGCGCUGCGUAUCGCGGGCGGGAUCGACUGGAGCGGCCUCCAGUCUGCUGCUGCCACGGGGAAGAAGUGAAAAUGGAAGCUGACUUCAAGCUUAGCCCUGUAGAAACGCUGGCUGAUACUGUUAUGUGUAGAUCGAUCUCCAUGGUUGCUUGCUUGCUCGAUCCGUAAUAAGUGUCUUAUGUGUGUAGGUAGGAAGGAAGGAUUGGAGAGCACUGGGGGCUGAUCUAGCUGGUCAACUCCUACUCUUUGUCUCUCUCUGCUGAAUAAGAAAUGAUUUAGCUUCACUGCAAAUUCAUGCUGAUUCGGUUUUCAGUUUCUCCUUUUAUCAUGUCGCGUCGAGAAAAGAAUUUGCUCCAAGGGUGUUGCCUUCAAUUCGGUUUGCAAUUGAUCUGAAUUUUAACCUUGUCAUCUGGCUGUUGCGUUGUAAGCGCCCAAUUCUGGUGCAGAUCAAGCAACGCUUCCAGCAAAUAAUCUGUAGAUGAAAAAUGUCAAGCACGUGGAUUGUGGUGAUGAAUGAUGUUUAGAGAGAAGCUUGA